AUCAAUGAUGGCAGUACUGCUAGUCUAUGUUUAAUAUAAGUCUAUGCGUUUUUUUGUGCAAAAUGAAAAUAUGGUGAACCGAAUGACAGCUACCAAGUUAAGAAUUCGGAAAAUACCAUUUUAAGUUGUAAACAAUUCUAAAAACAUGCUAAGAUUGUCAUUAAGUAGGGCACUUUGUGCCUCACCUAAAUGUACAAGCAAUAUUCGACCAUACGCGGCAGAAGCUUCAUCGCCACCAGUCCAGAAAAUUGAAGUGUUCAUCGAUGAUAAACCUGUACAAGUUGUACCAGGUACCACCGUUUUACAAGCGGCCGCUAUGGUCGGUGUCGAAAUUCCACGAUUCUGCUAUCAUGAACGAUUAGCCGUAGCCGGAAAUUGUCGUAUGUGUUUAGUUGAAGUCGAAAAAUCACCAAAACCAGUGGCAGCAUGUGCUAUGCCUGUAAUGAAAGGCUGGCGUAUCAAAACUAACUCCGAUUUGACACGUAAAGCUCGCGAAGGUGUUAUGGAAUUCUUGUUGGUUAAUCACCCCUUAGACUGUCCAAUUUGUGAUCAAGGUGGUGAAUGUGAUUUACAAGAUCAAUCUAUGGCUUUUGGAUCAGAUCGUUCCCGAUUCACGGACAUUGAAUUCUCGGGGAAGCGUGCUGUUGAAGAUAAAGAUAUUGGACCUUUGAUUAAAACAAUUAUGACUCGAUGUAUUCAUUGUACUCGUUGUAUUCGAUUCGCAUCUGAAGUUGCCGGUGUCGAUGAUUUAGGAACAACUGGUCGAGGUUCUGAUAUGCAAAUUGGAACAUAUGUUGAAAAAAUGUUCCUCUCAGAAUUAUCCGGCAACGUAAUCGAUUUAUGUCCAGUCGGGGCUUUAACAAGUAAACCAUAUAGUUUCACGGCACGACCAUGGGAGACACGAAAAAUUGAAUCAAUCGAUGUUAUGGACUCGAUUGGUUCAAAUAUUGUGGUUACUAUGCGUACAAAUGAAGUUCUACGCAUUUUACCACGCACCAAUGAAGAAGUUAAUGAAGAAUGGUUGUCGGAUAAAUCACGUUUUGCUUAUGACGGUCUUAAACGACAACGAUUGGUUACUCCCAUGUUGAAAGAUUCCACUGGGAAAUUAGUGAACACUGAUUGGGAAUCCGUCUUAUUGGCGGUUUCAUCCAAAUUAAAAAAUGCCAACCCAGAACGAAUUGUUGGUGUCUCUGGUGGAUUAGCAGAUGCUGAAUCUUUGGUUACCCUUAAAGAUUUAUUGAAUAAAUUAGGAUCAGAACAUCUUUACACCGAGGAAUCAUUCCCAUUAGACGGUUCCGGUACUGAUUUACGUUCUUCGUAUCUACUGAAUACGGGUAUCGCUGGAGUUGAGGAAUCGGAUUUAGUUUUACUUAUCGGAACAAAUACCCGAUUAGAAGCACCGUUGUUGAAUACCCGAAUACGUAAAUCGUAUAUUCAUCGUGAAACUAACGUAGCCGUAAUUGGUCCAAAAGUGGAUUUGAGCUACGAAUAUGAACAUUUAGGCGAUAGUCCAAAUAUUUUAGCAGAAUUACAAUCUGGUACACAUCCAUUUGCUGCAAAAUUAAAGGCAGCCAAAAAACCAUUGAUUAUUUUGGGUUCAGAGCAAUUAAAUCGUCCGGAUGGUGGCUCAAUUUUGGCACAUACUUUGUUAAUUGCUAACCAAUUGAAUCAACCGGAUUGGAAAGUUUUGAAUAUAUUACAAAAAGUUGCUGGACAAGUGGCUGCCUUGGAUAUAGGAUAUAAAGCUGGUGUUGCUGAUUUAAAAGCAUUAAAUCCUACGGUGCUGUUUUUAUUGGGAGCCGAUGAGCUUCCAAUUUCUAAAGAUGAUUUGCCCAAGGAUUGCUUUGUGAUUUAUCAAGGUCAUCAUGGAGAUGCAGGUGCAGCAUUAGCUGAUGCAAUACUCCCAGGUGCAGCGUACACAGAAAAACAAGCAACAUAUGUGAAUACUGAAGGUCGUGCACAGGAAACACUAAAAGCAGUUACACCACCGGGCUUAGCACGUGAAGAUUGGAAAAUUAUUCGAGCAUUAUCACAAAUUAUGGGUAAAACAUUACCAUAUGAAACAUUAGAUGAAGUACGAGAUCGUUUAACAGAUGUUGCACCAAAUUUAACACGAUAUGGUGAAGUUGAAUCUGCAAACUUCUUUGAUGUCGCUGCUAAAUUAGCUCAGAAAUCACUGAAUAAAAUUAGCUCCAGUCCAUUAGAUGUGAAACAAAAGAAUUUAGAAGAUUUUUAUAUGACGAAUUCAAUAAGUCGAGCAUCACCAACCAUGGCUAAAUGUGUUGCGAAAGUAAUUAAACAAAAAACAGCGUCCACAGCGUCUUAGAUUCAACUAUUUAGUUUAAUUUGUAUAUAUAAAAACAAAAAAGAAAAACCUGAAAUCCAUCAAAUUUAAAAGAAAAC
This is a messenger RNA of Chrysoperla carnea, 2403 nucleotides long. It is a transcript of the gene ND-75, whose product is annotated as NADH-ubiquinone oxidoreductase 75 kDa subunit, mitochondrial. Bases 146 to 2326 code for a protein of 726 amino acids. Gene Ontology annotation, molecular function: iron-sulfur cluster binding; NADH dehydrogenase (ubiquinone) activity. Lineage: Eukaryota; Metazoa; Arthropoda; Insecta; Neuroptera; Chrysopidae. Gene Ontology annotation, cellular component: membrane. The record is from RefSeq and is a predicted model, not a curated record. The transcript has 4 exons. Gene Ontology annotation, biological process: ATP synthesis coupled electron transport.